Messenger RNA from Prunus avium (sweet cherry), 1803 nucleotides. The record is from RefSeq and is a predicted model, not a curated record. Lineage: Eukaryota; Viridiplantae; Streptophyta; Magnoliopsida; Rosales; Rosaceae.
AUGGCAUUCUCUUCUUAUGCUAAUUUUCACGUACAUGGGUCUUUCCAAAACCCUUUCAUCUCCCACCGCUUAAAUCACCUCAAAACCUCACUUUCCUCGUCUGUUAAGCCUCUAUUCAAAGAGUUGCAGCAAUUGCUUCCAAGGAAGGUCGAUGAUUCUAAAACCAUGAAAAACACUUCUGGGAAGAUGUUAGAUGCACUUGUGGACUCUAUUUUCCAGUUUGUAGAUCAACCGUUGCUCCCAUCUCAGAAAAACUUUGCACCAGUGGAAGAGAUUGGAGACCUUGUUGAGGUUAUCUGGACCGAAGAAGAAAUUCCCGCUGAUUUUGCUGAAGGUGUUUUUGUAAGAAAUGGCAUAAAUCCUUUAUUCGGAGGUUUAAAAUCAGCAGUAUCGAUUUUCGGACAAACACAGCACACUUGGGUAGAGGGAGAAGGCAUGCUUCAUGCACUCUACUUCAAAAAGGAUCAUUAUGGAAGUUGGAUUAUCUCCUACAACAGCAGAUAUGUUCAGACUGAAACAUUUAAGCUAGAGAAACAGAAGCACAACAAGCCAUGUUUCUUACCAGCCCUAGAAGGAGAUGCAGCAGCAGUUAUAGCAGCAUAUAUUCUAAAUGGGUUGAGGUUUGGCACAAUCAAUAAACACUUGAGCAACACCAAUGUUUUUGAGCAUUCAGGAAGGCUCUAUUCGAUUGCAGAGAAUUAUUUACCACAAGAGGUGGACAUCUUGACAUUAGAAACUAUUUCUGAUUGGAAUGUCAAUGGAGCUUGGAAUCGACCUUUCACCAGCCAUCCAAAGAAAGCUCCAAACUCCGGAGAGCUAGUCAUAAUGGGGGUAGAUGCAAUGAAACCUUACUAUGUUUUGGGUGUUAUCUCUGCUGAUGGAAAAUUACUGCAUAAGGUUGAUCUCAAUUUCAAAAGAAGUACGCUUAGCCAUGAUAUAGGAGUCACACAGAAGUACAAUAUAAUCAUUGAUCAUCCCCUCACGGUUGAUGUAAAGAGAGUCACUAUGGGUGGCCCAUUAAUGAAGUAUGAAAAGGAAGAGUAUGCAAGGAUUGGAGUGAUGCCACGUUAUGGUGAUGCAGAGUCAGUCAAAUGGUUUGAGGUACAAACCAAUUGCACAUUUCACAUUCUCAAUUGCUUUGAGGAGGCUAAUGAGGUUGUAGUGAGGGGAUGCAGGGCUCUCACAUCCCUCUUGCCAGGUCCUGAUGGUGGACUUAACAAAUAUGAGUGGUACUCAAAAGGGUUCAACUUUGCAGAUGAUCAUUCUGCAGAGACUGGAUAUUUGUUUUCUCGUUUAUAUGAAUGGAGAUUGAACAUGGUCUCUGGAGAUGUGAAGGAGAGAAAUUUAACUGCAACUGAUUUCUCCAUGGAUUUUCCUUUCAUCAAUGAACAAGUAACUGGCUUGAAGCACAAGUAUGGCUAUACACAGGUCAUUGAUUCUAUGGCAAGCUCUGACUGUGGCAUGGGAAAAUAUGGAUCUCUAGCCAAAUUAUAUUUGGAGGAAUCGAAUUCUACGUCAUUUGAGGGAAAGUGUGAAGAUUUGAUAAAAGUUGAAUACCAUAAGUUUGAGGAGAACAACUUUUGCAGUGGAAGCGUUUUUGUGGCUAGGCAUGGAGGCAAAGGCAUGGAGGAAGAUGAUGGUUGGAUUGUCACUUUUGUCCACAAUGAAGAAACUGAUGUCACCCAAGUUCAUGUAAUUGAUGCAAAGAAGUUUGAAAGUGAACCGAUUGCGAAACUCACAUUGCCACAGCGGGUGCCAUAUGGUUUUCAUGCAACUUUUGUGUCAAUGCCAUGUCAAUCUUAG